Molecule: messenger RNA, 5964 nt
Organism: Phaeodactylum tricornutum CCAP 1055/1
Lineage: Eukaryota; Bacillariophyta; Bacillariophyceae; Surirellales; Neidiaceae
Exons: 5
Coding region: 1-5964 (1987 amino acids)
Biological process (GO): receptor guanylyl cyclase signaling pathway; intracellular signal transduction; cGMP biosynthetic process
Molecular function (GO): protein binding; 3',5'-cyclic-nucleotide phosphodiesterase activity; guanylate cyclase activity
Source: RefSeq, a predicted model, not a curated record
AUGGUUACUCUCGAGUCAUUGCAAGAAAACGCAGCGGCGGAAAUGGACGAUUCGUGUUCAAUGAGUGCCUACAGCGUUUCAGACAACGAUGAUGGUCAUGUCGAUUCGUCAGAGGGUAGCAGUUCGGCCGCUAAGCAUUCUCGAGCCAGCGAGAAUAUAGAAACAACCAUCGCCAAGACAGAGACGCGGGCAGUCGCCCGUACUCGUAUCUUUGUAGCCUUCAUAUUGGUCGUUUCCAUGAUAGCCGUGGCUGUGCUGAUCUACAUUUUUACGAGCAAGGGCGAACAGGAUAAAUUCGAACAAAAAUUUGAGGAUGACUCCACGCAAAUUCUUGAAACGAUUGGGAGCACGUUGGACGUGACGCUUUCCUCCACGGACGCCUUCAUAGCCAACAUUAUGGCAUAUGCCCGUUACUCAAACUCUACCUGGCCCUUUGUCACCAAACCCGAGUAUGCUGUAGAAGCAGCGAAGCUACUAGUCCUUUCCAAAGCGGUGUAUAUUGGCGAAUACGUCUUUGUAGCAGAAGAGGAAAAGCUAGCGUGGCAAAACUACAGUGUUCACCAUGACAGCUGGGUACAAGAAGGCAUCGAUCUUCAACGAAGGAAUCCGGACUAUAAAGGAAUCAUUAUUGAUGAGUUCCAGACGCUUGGUCUUAUUCACGACAACUUUGCUCAAGAGAGAAUUGGUGGACCAUACAUGCCAACCUGGCAAGUCGCCCCAGUUGUACCCAUCUACUUUCCUUACAACUGGGACGCUUCGACACACGAACGGAUGGGUCCCACCAUCAAGCAUAUAUUCGAGAAGCAGCACGUAGUCAUCGGCGCUGCCAGCGGUGUUGCGGACCCCAACAACCCCGACCAGAUCCUCCAAGCUGAGUACGAUGCGCUUUGGAUCAAGAACUACAUUUCGGAAGAUGACAAUCCGAGUGAACCGUUCAGCGAGAUCUAUUACCCAAUGAUUGACGCCCCCGGUCAGGUUCGUAUUGAUGUAGACCAGCCUCAAGAUAUUGUCGGAUUUUCGGUCAUCACAUUCUUUUGGCGCGAUCUGAUUCGUGACAUUCUCUAUGAAGACUCUAAAGGAGUUGUCGUCGUCAUUGAGAACUCUUGCAACCAGGUUUGGACCUACCAAAUUGAUGGACCAAACACGACCUACCUUGGGCCCGGCGACCUACAUGACUCCAAUUUUGAUGGCAUGCGACGAUCGGCUCCGCUUUACAACCUUCGAGAGUUGUUCAGCAACAGUGGAGUGUACACAGGUAUCCCAUUGGGCGAAGACUACUGUGUGCAUACACUCCACGUUUACCCCAGUACCGAAAUGCGAAAUGAAUUCAUUACGCACGGGCCCAUUAUCUAUACCGUAUCCGCGGUCGCUUUCUUUGUCUUGACGCUGCUGGCGUUUCUCAUUUAUGACUGGAAGGUCGAGCGUCGGCAGAAAAAAGUAAUGGCCACAGCCGUGCAAACCUCAAAAAUUGUAUCAUCUCUUUUCCCGUCUAACGUUCGGGAUCGUCUCUUUCAAGGAAGAGAAACCGGCGAGCAUGGCCUACCUUUCGUGGGAUUGGAGCCCCAGAAGAGGCGACUCAAGUCUUUCUUAAGUAGCGGAAGCGACAAGAGUGCGGAAGCUAGAGAAGUCGACGUGGAUCGACCGAUUGCCGAUUUGUUUCCCAACUGUACCGUCAUGUUUGCCGAUAUAUCUGGAUUCACAGCAUGGUCAUCUGUCCGAGAGCCUGCUCAAGUUUUCAGACUUCUCGAAACACUUUAUGGAGCUUUCGAUGAGAUUGCCAACAAGCGCCGAGUCUUCAAAGUGGAAACCAUUGGAGACUCCUACGUUGCCGUCACAGGGCUCCCGGAACCGCGCAAAGAUCAUGCUGUCGUCAUGGCGCGAUAUGCUUUUGACUGCCGUAGCAAGAUGGCUGAACUAACCAAGCAGCUUGAGACUACCCUCGGACCGGACACUGGCGACCUCCAGUUCCGCUUUGGUCUGAACUCGGGUCCGGUGACAGCCGGUGUAUUGCGUGGAGAGAAAACUCGAUUUCAACUCUUUGGAGACACCGUUAAUACUGCGGCCCGCAUGGAAAGCAGCGGCGCCCGCAGCAAGAUUCAGUGUUCCCAAACAACCGCUGAUUCCCUUGUCGAAGCCGGGAAGGAACACUGGUUGAAGGCUCGUAGCGAGCUUGUUGAAGCCAAAGGCAAAGGCCGGAUGCAAACCUUCUGGAUCGAGCCUCGCGAGCACCAAGCAUCACACGUGUCUUCCGCUCCAAGUGCAGAAGUGGCAGCCCUUUUCGACGAAAAGACGCAACGUCUGGUGGACUGGAAUACCGAUGUCCUCGCUCGGUUGAUUCGCCAAGUGGUAGCACGGCGAAACGUUUCCAUCAAGGGAAAGAAGAAGUCUUUCAAGCCAAGUGUCUCCAAAAUUGAAUUUCAGUGUGACCUUAGCAAAAGUAACGGUACGGCUCUAGACGAGGUUCGCGAAAUCAUCGAGUUACCGGAAUUUGAUCAUUCGUUGGCAAGUAAACAGGAAGACCCCGACUCUAUCAAUCUCGGUCAAGACAUUCUGGGCGAGCUUCGCGAGUACAUUGUCAAUAUUGCUUCCAUGUACCACAACAAUCCCUUCCAUAACUUUGAGCAUGCCUCACACGUGACCAUGUCGGUCGUCAAACUCCUCAGUCGCAUCGUGGCGCCCGACGAAGUGUAUUCCGACGCCGGCGUGAAGGACUCGCACAAGCUCGCUUCGUCUCUACACGAUCACACGUACGGUAUCACGUCGGACCCUUUAACGCAAUUUGCCUGUGUCUUCUCAGCCUUGAUCCACGAUGUCGACCACAGCGGUGUGCCCAAUGCACAGCUCGUCAAGGAACGCACCCAUAUUGCGUCGUUUUACAAGGGCAAGUCCGUGGCUGAACAGAAUUCUGUCGACAUUGCCUGGGAUCUGCUAAUGUCGGACUCGUUCCAGAAGUUGCGGACCAAGAUUGCUUCGAAUCCGGACGAGCUGCGUCGUUUCCGUCAGCUUGUCGUCAACUCGGUCAUGGCCACCGACAUUAUGGACAAAGAUCUCGGUGCCGCUCGUAAGGCGCGCUGGAACAAGGCCUUUGCCCAGGGAAGCGAGCGUGCCAAGGAAGACACGGUCGCGACCAAUAGCCGGGAUGAUAUCAACCGUAAGGCAACUAUUGUGAUCGAGCACUUGAUCCAGGCUUCCGACGUGUCGCACACUAUGCAGCACUGGCACAUUUACCGCAAGUGGAACGAACGUUUCUUUAUUGAGUGCUACCAGGCCUACACGUCGGGGCGUGCCGAAGCGAACCCUGUCGACAACUGGUACAAGGGCGAGAUGGGGUUCUUUGACUUUUACAUCAUCCCGUUGGCCAAAAAACUAAGCGAAUGCGGCGUCUUUGGUGUAUCUUCCGACGAGUACUUGAACUACGCGGUUCGCAACCGACAAGAAUGGGAGGAACGUGGACAGGAAGUAGUGGCUAGCAUGAUCGAAAAGGUCGAGCGUCGCGAGGCCUCACAAGAGGUUGACUGCGAGGGGAGGAGGGAAAAAGCACCACUCCACAACAGAGGCGACGAUAUGACGCGCAUGAUGCACCAUUUGACUCGAUCAUCGGGUAAUUCCUUCUUCUUAGGGCAAUUUGGAAUAUCGAUACUUGUCAUUGGGACUGCAGCGUCCCAAAAGGCCGUAACUGAAAACCCAUUCUUUUUCCAAGCUGUUGGACGUGGCCCCGUUCGUCCCCGUCUUUCCGUAGACUUUCAUCACUUCCACGCAGACAAUUUUCUUGCUUGCCGCAAACGUUGCAAUCCAUCAGCAGCACCAGCAGCACCAGUAGCACCAGCCUUGGCGGCAGGCUCGUGUUAUAUUAGACUCAUCAGACUUCUCGGCGAUAGAAUCGUUUGUCGUACAAGAAAGCACCGAAGGGAAAUGCGACGGCCACGACCUUCGGAGGAAGCGAAAGGCACCUUCUUAUCGACUCCCCAGCAUACUCGAACCGGAGACUCCUGGAAGAAUGGUUCCUAUUGGGGGGCGGCGCUUUCUCAACGAAAGGCAGUGCUUGUUGUCUGCUUGCUCGUCGCCGCUGGACUGACCCGUCGGAACAACUUGCCUUUGAUUCCCGCAACAGUCAGUACUUCCGGUACGGUGCGAUCCGCCGCCGACACGAAAAAUAAAUGUACCGUGUGGCUAGCUCCGUCCUCGCUCAAGGGGUAUUCUGGGUACGGUAUUUUCACGACACGUGACAUACCGAAGGGGGGCGCCGUACUCGGUGGUCCUGACGGACUUUCCAUUCCCAUUCAGGAUUACCUCGACACAAAACAAGCCAACAAGGACGCUAAAAAAGCUUGGAUUGAUGUCUGGGAUAAUUAUUGGUGGGGACGAGGGGUACCGGAUCACGUAAACUAUUUCGCCGGUACCGACGUGGUGGAUUAUCAAAUAGCCUUUGGAGCCCUCCCAAACCAUCACUGUUUACUCGAUUCCUUACAUUCGCAAUAUCCCAAACCCCCGUUCAUGGACGGACUCGUGGACCGUUUUAAGGAUCCCAGCGCGGGUGCCUUUACCUACAGCAGGGGACGUGAGUUUUUGGUCAAUCGUGAUAUAAAAUCUGGGGAAGAGUUGUUCCUUUCGUACGGAUACUGUCGGCACGAUGACGAGGAUAUACCGGAUUGGACCAGUCGCAUUUUCAUGGAGGAAGACUUUUCGGCGGCCGUAGACAUGAUACAGAAUGGACUGGAUUUUGAUAUUCAAGGUGCGCUCAUUGUACCAACGAGCUCUGCACCGCUGGCGGCAGAACUACUACCAAAAUCACGAAAGGAGCUUGACGAGAUGUUGGCCAAAGCCAAGAGCAAAAAAGAGCGCAUUCAUUAUCUUGCCACUCAUCAAGGGCUUAACAUGCGCACUCCGGAAUGGAUCCGUGCCAAUGGCAUGUGUAUGGAAAACAUGAUACCAAAACAAAGCACAAUUUCCGCGAUUGGUCAAGGCGGAUUUGCGCAGUUCCCUAUCCGCAAAGGUGAACUCGUCACCCCCGCUCCAUUGUUGCAAAUCCUGGAUCGUAGCGCGCUAGACUUGUAUGAUUCGAGUGGCAAAAAGUCGGGAACGCAGUUGCUACUCAACUAUUGCUUUGGUCAUUGCAAGAGCACCCUGCUUUUGUGCCCUGAUACCAAUGCUGUUCUUAUUAAUCAUUGUAGCUCUCGAAGUAAUGUAUGCAGCUCCCAGGGGCCGAACGCAGAUUAUCGCUGGUCGACUGGAUGGGAUCCUACCUCGGACGACUGGAGGAAAAAGUCGCUCCAGGAGCUUGCCCUUGAGACGGGUCGAGGUUUGGCUCUGGAAAUCUUCGCGACACGAGAUAUUUUACCCGGAGAAGAAGUCUUUAUUGAUUACGGACCCGAGUUUGAACUCGCUUGGAACCAGCACGUCAGAAUCUGGAAGCCACCCCCACCACCACAAGGUCCAUGGAUCACGGCACAAGCUGCCAACGACAGCGAAGGACCAAUUUUCGACUUCCUUGUCACUGGAAAUCUGCGGCGAACAACCCAGCAUCCAUAUUUGUUUACUGGAUGCCAAUACUGGCCCACGUCGGAAGAUAAUGUAGAGGCUUAUAGGGAAAGCAAUCGAGCCUGGACAGCAAUGACGGAUCGUGCAUUGAUGACCCACUAUGCUAACAGUGGGAGUCGGUACAUAUAUUGGGACGAAGAAGGCUACACAAAUCACGCCGAUACUUCUCAUUGGCCAUGUUCUGUUCUGAGACAAGAGCCCAACGGGAAAUACGUUGUUCGCAUCCAUCAAAAUCCUUGGGAAGAUUCUCUCCCGUGGCAUCAAAACAGCUUGCCUCGGCUGCUGCACAGCUAUUCGCGCGAAUCGAUACAUUACUUCGUCAAGCCGUUUUCCAACGAUCAACAGAUGCCUGGAGCGUUUCGCCACAGCAUGAUGAUUCGAGACGGCAUGUUUCCAGCGCAAUGGAUGAAUAGAAAAGCAGACUAG